This is a messenger RNA of Enterospora canceri, 792 nucleotides long. Lineage: Eukaryota; Fungi; Microsporidia; Enterocytozoonidae. The record is from the annotation of a GenBank genome assembly.
AUGGAAAACUUGACUGUGAAAGAAGGACGAAUCUGCGUAUUCAGAGGUGGAAAUGAGUUUGAAAUAAAUGGGCUAAAUAUAAACAUGAAAGCAAGUAAUACCAGUAGAAACACAGACAACAAGGCCUCUAGGCCAAGAGACGUCAAACUGGUAGAAUGCUCUAAUUCGUACAUAAGAGGCAGUAAAAUAUUCAACAAGAAUGACGAAUGCAUUCAUAGACUAAGAAUACCACACAAAAUAGUAGAUGGGGAGGAAAAAGAGACGUACUGGCUUGUAUUCUGCAACAGUGUUGCAUACAUGAUUCACAAGAACACGUCUCAGUCCAGAAGACUCUUUGAGUACAGCAGUGGAUACGAAUCCCAUGUUAUUCUGGACAAUACGCUCUGUGUUCUCACUGAGUCACUGCUCCACCUCUACGAUCUGACGCGUGACAAGGUGGUGGCUGAGUUUGUUAUUGCAUCAAAUGAUCACGAAUUAGCCAUAAAAGAUACGAACAAAUCUGACACCAACGCACUAACCAGUUCAUUUGAGACUGAAACCCUCUUCUGCCUGAAAUCUGACGUAGAUCUCGAUUCCCAGCCAUCCCCACAGCCAUCCCCACAGCCUGACCGUGCCCUUGCAACGAGCACCUUCCUCUACCUGUCACGAGACCGACACGUCCUGGUCAAAUUCAGACUCCCUCGCCACAAAAGGGCGUCCAUCCUCGAAAGCCGCCUUCUUCUCGAAAGAGCCUCUGGUUCCACAACCUACCAAAUUGAAUCAAACAAACUGAUCCAAAUCCACGAGGAAUAG